GUCCCGGCAAUAGCGGCGGCCAGCCGAGGGGCCCUAGGGGAUAUCAAGAACAGCAGAGAGGGAGGGGCGUGGCUUUCCCGCUGGGUGGGUGGCCUGCCCGCUGCUCCGCCUCCUUGGCAGCCGCCUCCGCGCGCCAAAAUCAAAUCCUGGGCGUGCUGGCGGGACACAACCUAAGAAGAUCCUGGUUCCCGCUUACAGGCCGGCGGCCGAGGCGGCGGCGUCUCAAGCACCUGUGCGGACUUCCCAGCCCUUCUUGCCGUAAGCGAUCCGACGGCCACUAGACCAGGAAUGGCCACCCCGCCCAAGAGGAGCUGCCCAUCUCCUGCGAGCAGCUCUGAGGGAACCCGCAUCAAGAAAAUCUCGAUCGAAGGGAACAUCGGUGCAGGAAAGACAACAUUUGUGAAUAUCCUUAAACAAGUCUGUGAGGAUUGGGAAGUGGUUCCUGAACCUGUUGCCAGAUGGUGCAAUGUUCAAAGUACUCAAGAUGAAUUUCAGGAAUUGACAACAUCUCAGAAAAGUGGUGGAAAUGUUCUUCAGAUGAUGUAUGAGAAACCCGAGCGAUGGUCUUUUACCUUCCAGUCAUAUGCCUGCCUCAGUCGAAUUCGAGCUCAGCUUGCUGCUCUGAAUGGCAAGCUCAAAGACGCGGAGAAACCUGUAGUAUAUUUUGAGCGAUCUGUAUAUAGUGACAGGUAUAUUUUUGCAUCUAAUUUGUAUGAAUCUGAUUGUAUGAAUGAAACAGAGUGGACAAUUUAUCAAGACUGGCAUGACUGGAUGAAUAACCAGUUUGGCCAAAGCCUUGAACUGGAUGGAAUCAUUUAUCUUCGAGCCACUCCAGAGAAAUGCUUGAGCAGAAUAUAUUUACGGGGAAGAAGUGAAGAGCAAGACAUUCCUCUUGAAUAUUUAGAGAAGCUUCACUAUAAGCAUGAAAGCUGGCUCUUGCAUAGAACACUGAAAACCAACUUUGAUUAUCUACAAGAAGUGCCUAUCUUAACACUGGAUGUUAAUGAAGACUUUAAAGACAAACAUGACAGUCUGGUUGAAGAGGUCAAAGAAUUUUUGAGCACUUUGUGAUCUUGCUGAAGACUACAGGCAGUGAAAUGACUCCAGAUACUUCAGCUUCGUGUGUCUUUGUAGCGUCAUAGUCAUACAUGUCUCUUAGAAAACCCAAGUUUUUAACCAUUUUUGUUCCAAGAAAAAAACUUUUUUUAAUGAAUCCUGUAUAAGAUUUUAUGACCGGUUUCUCUCCCCUCCCCCCUUUUUUCUCCCCCGUCUUCCUCUCACUUCUCCUUCUUCCCUCCCUCUUCCCUCUUCCCCCCUCUCCUCUCUUUUUUCUUAAGAGGAAUCUAAGGAACAAAAUUAA
Molecule: messenger RNA, 1360 nt
Organism: Phyllostomus hastatus (greater spear-nosed bat)
Lineage: Eukaryota; Metazoa; Chordata; Mammalia; Chiroptera; Phyllostomidae
Gene: DCK
Product: deoxycytidine kinase
Exons: 7
Coding region: 289-1071 (260 amino acids)
Biological process (GO): nucleobase-containing compound metabolic process
Cellular component (GO): mitochondrion; cytoplasm
Molecular function (GO): deoxycytidine kinase activity; ATP binding
Source: RefSeq, a predicted model, not a curated record